Messenger RNA from Coregonus sp. 'balchen', 7703 nucleotides. The record is from the annotation of a GenBank genome assembly. NCBI's taxonomy places the organism in Eukaryota, Metazoa, Chordata, Actinopteri, Salmoniformes, Salmonidae.
AUGGCAGAAGGUACAGGCAAUUGUUCCAAUGGUUCCAAAGGUUCUUUGAAGAUCUUUGGGGGGGAUUCGAUGGAAAGAUCUCUUUAUGAGAAGAGACAAAAAGAGGGCGGGUUGGGUUUCAUUGCAUUGUCUUUCAGAUUUGGGGAUUCAUUUGAGAAAAGCUUCCCAGCAGUUUUACACCACUGGUUGUCAGGGCGAAAGUAUCUCCAACCCUCUUUGUUUGUCUCCACUGCUGCUCCGUUCCUCUUCUGCGUCUUUGUUAAACCGUAUGCGGGAAAGUGUUGUUGUGUAGAGUGGAGAAGGGUUGGAGGUGGACAGGGCAGGGCAGGGGGAUUUGGUAGAGGAUGCCACGGUAAACCUGGAUUAAAAUAUACCCGGGAAAGGGAUGGGCUCUUAUUCCGAACAGCAGUUUACAGGUAGAUCAUUCAUCAGUGUUUAGAUUAGGAACAUUCUCCGAAAGCAACAACACACUUAUGCCUGAGAAUGUUGUUGUAAUUAUUUGUUCUUCGAUUUGAGACCUACUAUCUAUUUUUAUGGAAGAAUGGUUUUCAGUGCUUGCGUUGAAGUUUUGGGAUAAAUUAUGACUAUAGGUGAUACAUUUUGCUUAAUACUUUUAAUUGGUAACUGAAUAUUGAAGUUAAAUAUUUUCUAUAUUUUUUUCUCAAAAUAUUCAAAGAUAUUGUGUUCUCGUGGCUCGAAAAGGCUAACAUUUAUUUAGGCUACAUUAUCAGAGUCAAUCCCUUACGUGCUUGGGAAUUAUUUAGGCCUGUAUGGUGUAAAUUAUGGAUCAAUUGAAAAAGUGUAUAUUUAUUCAAUUGAUUAAUUUUGACGAGAUUAUUUCGAUUAACCUAUAUUUAUUACGCAUAUUAUUAUUUAUAAUAAUGCAUCAUUAUUAUCGUCUUGUUAUGUAUAAUAAGUAUCAGGUUCAUUAUUAUUAUCACCAUUAGCGUAUAUGUUUCCAUUUCAAAACUACUUGAAAAAGAGGCCGUCUGAUAUUCCAGCUUUUCGAAAUCAUUUUUAAAAUAUCGUCUGGAUAAUAUAUCGACAUUGUUUCGAAUAUCAACAGUGUUUAUACACACGUGUUCCUAGCUUGCUGCGCGGCUCUCUAGCUCUUUCCCAUUACGCAACCCAUUAAAUGCCUUCUUCAAGUCCAACCAAAGAACUGAUUCUGAAAAACAUCCGAGUAAGAGCCUGCCCAACUCGUUUUCCUGCCAGGAUUGUUGACAAGUUAUGCCAUAUUUCAAACAUCUAUAUUUUCUAAACUGACUGAGUGACAUUAUUUUCUCUCAAAAGGGGGCUGUGCAAAGACGGAAGAGGAGGAAGCCACUGGCUCCGAGGAGGAUCUGGGUUCGUCUCGUGGCAGUGGCUUGUGUAAAUGGUUCAACGUCCGGAUGGGUUUCGGGUUCCUGUCCAUGACCAACAGAGAUGGGACACCGCUCGAGGAGACUGUCGAUGUAUUCGUUCAUCAGGUGAGGUCUAUUGUGCGUCUGGGACUCGAAUAAUGUGGUGUUGAUGUUCAUUGAGGCCUGGCUCGAGCUCGAACCCCUUGGCGCGUUUUUGUGCAAGUGAAUGUCAUAAACUUAUCAACAAUGUAAAUAUCCCACUUUUGUGAUGUUUUCGUUAAGGAAGGUCAUUAUUCGUUUCCCUCCGUGAUUUAGCAUUUUCAUUUGAAUUCAUGAUUAGAGAUUGAUCGAUCAUGCAAAUAUAUAGGCCUAUCGAUCAUUCUUUAUAGUGCUUGAAAAAUCACUUUCCUGCACUCAUUCAAAACGAAUUAAUAGCUUAUAUGUUUUCAUAGCUUAUAUGUUGAGCAAGAGGCAAUAGGACUUUUAAUUUCUUUAAACAUUUGACAACAUUAUCUUGAAAUAGUCAGCUGAUUCUAGUUUGAGCCUUUACUAAAAUGGGUAGGCCUUUUUUUCAAGUAGCUUAAAAAACAAAAGCAAGAUUUUGUUGAUCCUAUGUUCAGAUGAUAUACCAUAACUGGAAUCCGAGACCUGCAUGAUGGCAACUGAAAUCAGUUGUGAAAUAAGAAACUGAAUGUUGUUGUCAAGAAGCGACAUAAUAUGAAAUAACCUCUCUAAAGUAAGAUGUAAGCCAGCCAAAAACAAAAGUGUUUGGUUUAAUCGAUCAGUUGUUGAAUCUGAUUAGGUUUCAAGCAGGGUUAUGGUAGCCUUUAGGGAAAUUGAUUCUCAUAUUGCCCUAAAACUAGCUAAUGAAUGAAACACUUACAGACAAAAAAUAGUACUUUUUCAUAAGACUAGAUUGUUUGUAUUUGGUGUUUUAAUAAACCUACCAGAAAAUGAAAGGUCUUGAAUGAGAAUAUUGAUUUUGAAAUAACAAAGAUUGGGUUCAGAUACAUGAAUGACAGUAAAUCCUGGGGGAAUAAAUGUUAUCUAAAAUGUUGGAAUUAGGAGUCAUGUAUAGCCAAGUUAGUAAAGCAGGAGGAUCUAGUUGUUGUUUCAAAUGGAAUGGAACGCUAAGCAUCCUAAAGGACAGCCUAAUGAAUCCAGGGUUGUUUUGUCAAAUGAACCUGGAGAUGAUCAACAGGCCUGAGUACCAUAACGGCCGAGGCUGUCUUUCCUUCUCCUCCAUCCUUCCUGAGUUAAGGUAGAGGUCUGAGUGACUUCACGGUAGAGUUGGGGCAUGACAUUUAAAACAUGCUAAACGGGGGAGAUUGACUUACAUGGGGGAUUGGUCCGAAAGUGCUAAUAUUAGCAGUUGGAUUUAAAAGGAGUAGACAGAGAGACAGGGGUUAGUCUAAACAGAGAUAACAAGGCUCAUUCCUCUCAGUCCCCAUCCAACCCUGCUUCCUGUUAUAAAGGCCUUCAAACAUCAGGGGACUUGGCCUCUCGUGUGGCAGCCCACCCACCCCAGACUAGCCAUACCCUGACUCCCACCCAGCCCCUCUGCCCGUAGCCCCAACCCAUCCACCCAGCCCCUCUGCCGGAGCCCCAACCCAUCCACCCUCCCCAGCCAUCCACCCCCAGCCCUCCGCCCUCUGUAAAACGGGGGACCAAAGACCUCUCCUCAAAUUUCUCUACUACAUGUUACCGUAAAUUGCUUAAUCGAAGGAAAGAAAAUUAGUGAUUCACCCAUAAAAAAGUUAUCAAACACCCACAUUACCCCGCCCCUAAUCCACCUCUGCCCUUAUAGGGGCUUGUAGGGGCUGCUGGACAAUGGCUGCUAUUGUCAAUGUAACAGAGAGGAAAUCCUGCUGGCUGUGAUCUUGUACUAAUCUGUGAAUGAUCUGGCUAAUCUGUGAAUGAAUAGUGUGUGGUGGAGAGGUUGUGUGUGUGUGUGUGUGUGUGUGUGGGGGGGGGGGGGUGGAUUAAGAGUGUGUGUGUGUUGGGUUAUUAUGAGUGUGUGAGUGUGUGGAUAAGAGUGUGUAUUUGUGUGUGAGAGAGAAUGAGAUUGAGAGAGAAAGGGAGAGCUUGAGAGCUGUGUUCAUUCACAAGAAAGCAGUCGAGAGAGGGAGAGGUGGGGGGUGAUUGAAGUUGGAGAGGUCAGGGGGGUCAGGGGAUAGUUCCGGGCCGUUCAGCUCCUGACGGGGGUUGGUACAGGAGGAAGGAAUGCUGAAGGUUGUCAGGCCAUCAUGACCUGGAUUCCUUUCCCACCAUGAUCACUUCAAACCCCCCAGAAGCGAGACGGGUGUCUGGGUUAAGACGGAUGGCAUGCAAGGGCCAUAAACUGACCCUACACAUCACAGCCCUCUCACCAUCAUCAUCAAAUGCGGCUCCACAACAUUUUAAGAUGGGCUUGAAAAAAAUUCUAUGAGCAUAGUAUAAUCUGGGAGGGAAACAGAUCAGUGGCACUUUCUGUGUCUCUGGAAGGUCUUGAUCAAGGCAUGAUUCUUCACAUUGAGCUCUUUAGUCUUAUACAUAUGGAACACCUAUGGUAUCAAAUUAGUGUCACACCUACCGCUGUUCAGGCAGUUUGACAAAGCACAUUGGUUGCCAAGAAGAUUGGUUGCCACGAAAUCAAAUCUUCCCUUUCCAGAGCCCCUGGACUAAGGGAGACAAUGGCAAGGAAAUGUAUUUCUCAAGGUGGACACAUACGUUCUUGAAACCAUUCUUUAUGUGCCUUUGGCCAGCUAUCCCAAAAAUGAACACCUCCCCCCUCCAUUUCCCAGCAUCCUUAGCAGUGGUCAGUCUGGGACUUGACCAGAUGGAGUUCUUUUGGAGAGUCUAUUGGCUGUUGUGUGUGUGGUGGUGGAGAGGAAGGGUAGGGGGUUGGAGCUUGGAAUGCUGUGACUACCUUGGGGGAGGGGUAACGCUGUCCACACACACAUUCUGAAGGGGGAGGAGUGUAGUAAGUAGUCAUUGAUGUUUUAACCGGGCUGUCAAUGGGACUGGAAUCUGGAUUGGCUGAGGGGGUUGGCCCCUGAGAGAGAGAGGGCCUGGAUGUUUCCAUUGAUGUAUUGAAACCUAUGCAGAAUGUUGAUGUAUGGAUGUAGGACCCAAUUAAGGAACAGCUCUUAGCUGUAAUCACCUCAGAAGACAACAUGUGAAGCGGACCAGCUAUAUGCACAAACAAUGGCAGAGUAAAAAUUACUUUUUGUGUCUGCUUCUUGACCAGGCUGGGAAUUGGGCUGGGGAAUGCAUUCACACCGGGUAGCCACAGGAUGGGCACCCUAUCUGGCCUCAGAACUGCUCUCCACAGUCCUUCACAGGCUUAGAACCGUUUUCAUAUCUUCUCAACAGUUUCCUGACCAAAGAACCUUUCUCCAACCCUGACCACUUAUUCCCUCACAGAGUAAGCUCCCGCUCUACCCUCACCUAGAACAGUUCUCAUGCCGUUCUUAAACAUUCCUCUGACCACACUGAUGAUCCCUCUCCCCUACACAAAGCAAACUGGACAUGGAGGUCUUCUGGCCUUGGAACAGUUUCCUAACCCUGAUCCCUAACCACCCAUUCCACCUCUCAACCUACACAGAGCAAGCUAUACAUGGAGGGCUUCCGUAGCCUGAAGGAGGGCGAGGAGGUGGAGUUUACCUUCAAGAAGUCGUCUAAAGGCCUAGAGUCUGUCACUGUGACGGGGCCAGGGGGAGCACAGUGUUUGGGCAGUGAGAAGAGACCUAAGGGGCAACAGAAACGACGCUCCAAGGGGGACAGGUGAGACAGUUCAAUUAACAUCUUUAAAUGGCGCAUAGCCUAACCAUACAUCUCCAGAUAUCCCCAUUCACUCAAAAUAAUUCCAUGAUUCGGAAACACUGUAACACUCUGCUUAUAGUAUUAAAUAUGAAGAUCGCUGCAAUAUUAACAACAACCUUAUCUGGCAAGGUUGUUUACAAAUAAUCUGAGGGUGUUGAAGUCACUGAAAAUAUCUGGUAUCAUCAUCAUGAAAGUUGGCAAGUUUACCGUUUUAGCCACAAUGGUCUGACAUCAAACAGACUUAUUUAUCCUCUUUGGGGGAAAUUCAGAACCGAGUUACACCCGUAUAAAUAUAACUUUAUUCCCUUUUUAUGCACUUUUCUCUCUACGCAUAUUCUGACAUUGAACUUAAGCAGUGUGGGUAUAUUUAUUAUAUCAUACUAUUGUAUACUAUUCUCCAUAAUAUAUAUAAUUAUAUUGUAGGCUAUACUACUUCCAAUGUUACCAUUAAUGAACUGAAUGUGGCAACUUUCAGAAUGAAUCAAACCAACUUUUUUAGGUUUGUGCGUAAAGUUUUCCAUGCAGUAGGAUUCAUGAUUAUUCUCUAAACAGAAAUCAUGUGUAAAAUCAGAGUGUUUUUAAAUCUACCCAUGGGUUCUGAAACUGAGACAUAUGCAUAUUUUCAUGGCUAUCUUUCUAUACUUUGAACGCAUUCUCCAUAGUCUACAUUCAAGUCUUACCUACAUAUGCUAAGUCUGAAUACCAACUACUGAGAAGCGCGUAGGGAAGGCGUGCGUAAGAAAGGUGUACAUUUCCUAGGUCUGAAUCGGCACCUAUGUGCCUAUUGAUUCUUAUGGCAUCAAACACCACAUAGAUGUGAGUGUAUCUAACACUCUCUGUCUCUCUCGCCGACUCACAAACAUAACAGUGGGAUGCAGAUGUAUAGAGGGAAUAGGGGAUGCAGAAAAGGGAAAAGGAUCCUAUCCAUUUAAUUGAUACCAGAUGUAAGUGCCCUGAGAGAGGUCAUAGGUCAUGGCUGCCAUGGAAACAGUGGGGUGUGUUGUGUAAAUGAGGUGGGGGGAAGGCAGAGCCAGAGAGAAAGAGGGGUCAGGGGUUAGAGCUCAGGGUGCAGUAUUUAAACAAAGAGCCCCCUCUGCUCUCCUCUCCCACCCUGGUGCCCACACUGAUCAAUAACCAACGGCCCCCUAGGAGAGGGUUUGUGUGUGUGUGUGUGUGUAGUAGGGGGUUGGGACUCAGAGGCAAAGGGCAAAGGGCAGAGGACAGAGGAAGAAGGGAAGUGGUAGUAAGCUUGGGGAGGUUCUGAUGCUCCAGUGCUUCAUCUGCAUUGGAGUUAAUGCAAUCACAAAAUUCCCCAUUGUCACUAUAGUCUCAACAUCUACUGAUUUAAGAUUGUGUGAAAUGUAUGUGUUAAGGCAUUGGUUUUAAUGCACUAUACACCUCCUAAAAUGAUCACACACAAGCAUGCACAUACACACGCACACACACAUACAAUCUUGCAGUAAAUAAGCUAUGCAUACAUAAGAGGCAAUCAUUAUAUUAAGGCUGAUACUUUUUCAAGAUUGACUUAAUCUUAUAAUAUACUGAACAAAAAUAUAAAUGCAACAUUAUUUCAUGAGCUGAAAUAAAAGAUCCCAGAAAUGUUCCAGAGGCACAAAAAGCUUAAUUCUCUCAAAUGUUUUUCACAAAUUUGUUUACAUCCCUGUUAGUGAACAUUUCUCCUUUGCCAAGAUAAUCCAUCCACCUGACAGGUGUGGCAUAUCAAGAAGCUGAUUAAACAACAUGAUCAUUACACAGGUGCACCUUGUGCUGGGGACAAUAAAAGGUAACUCUAAAAUGUGCAGUUUUGUCACAACACAAUGCCACAGAUGUCUCAAGUUUUGAGGGAGGAUGCAGUUGGCAUGCUGACUGCAGGAAUGUCCAACAGAGCUGUUGCCAGAUAAUUUAUUGUUCAUUUCUCUACCAUAAGGGGGGGGGGGGGGGUAUUUCUGUCUAUAAUAAAGCCCUUUUGUGGGGGAAAAAAUAUUUCAGAUUGGCUGGGCCUGGCUCCCCAGUGGGUGGACCUGGCUCACAAGUGGGUGGGGUGGGUCUUAUGCCCUCCCAGGCCCACCCAUUGCUGCGCCCCUGCCAAGUCAUGUGAAAUCCAUAGAUUAGGGCCUAAUUUAUUUAUUUCAAUUGACUGAUUUCCUUCUAUGAACUGUAACUCAGUAAAACCUUUGAAAUUGUUGCAUGUUGCGUUUAUAUUUUUGUUCAGUGUAGAUGAGAUCUGAGGAAAUUCAGGAAUCUGAAACUAUAUGUGGGAGAACACUGCUCUCUGGUGGAAGAAUGUGUUAACUGUCUGAAAUCAUUGUAUUAGUGUGUUCCCUUCUCCUAUUGUGUUCUAGAUGCUACAACUGUGGAGGACCUGACCACCAUGCCAAACAAUGCCAGCUACCUCCUCAGCCCAAGAAGUGCCAUUUCUGCCUGAGCAUUAGUCACAUGGUGGCCAACUGUCCAAUCAAAGCACAGCAGUCCUCCUCUGGCGCUCAGGGAACAGCAUCAUCACUGAGGGAAGAAGGAGCAGAGCCACGCCCCCUUUCCCCCCAGGGAGAACUCUGA